GCGUUUAGGAGAGUUGGAGCCGAACAUGUGCGUUUGUUGAUGUCCCGCGGCUUGUUAUGAAUGAUCGGUCUAGUAGGAAGUGUCAUCAGUAGAAACGUGUCAAUCGCACUGUCCAAAUCUAAGCUGACAUCUACUUUCUUUUUGUCGGUGUCGACCAGACGCAUUAUGGAUGCUCCAACUAGUGUCCCGUGUUUUGUAAAAGAAGAAGAAGUUGCAAGGUGUAAAUGGCUGGCUCUGAGCAGAAUAACCUACAUGGAUGCAAAAGGAAAAGAAAGGUUGUGGGAGGCAGCAAAGCGGACUACAACUAGCGACUCAGGCGGUGAUGCUGUGUGUGUGAUUGCUGUCCUCAAGCGUUUGCUCAAGUUUGAUUGCCUGGUCCUUGUCAAACAGUACCGGCCUCCAAUGAAAGGAUAUACUCUGGAGAUGCCAGCAGGAUUGAUAGAUAAGAACGAAACAGCAGAGCAAACUGCUGUCCGGGAGCUAAAAGAGGAAACAGGUUAUAAGGCUACAGUAAAACAUAGCUCACCCUUCACUUGUAUGGAUGCAGGGACUGAAAAUGCUACUGUCCAGGUAGUCACUGCAGAGAUCGAUGGUGAUACUGAUGACAAUAAGAAUCCACAGACCAACCCAGAGGAGUCUGAAUUUAUUGAAGUAGUUCAUGUUCCAAUGAAUGACUUACUCGGAAAACUGAAUGAAUUUGCAAAAUCAGGCGUUUGUGUGGACUCAAGACUAUACUCGUAUGCUAUAGGCAUGGAGAUGUCCAAAGGCCACCCACAGUCUCAUACUGUGGACACGUAGUAUAAUUUGUAUAGGUUAUAAGACUUGUUUGUGUUGACUCUUCUGGUAUGUCAUGGAUAGACUUAGAAAUGACCACUGACAAUGUAUACUCCUACCUCUAGUUAUAAUAAAUUGUAUACUUUGUACAACUUUUAAUUAAGAUGUGUUUGCGUGGUUUCAAGAUUCUGCUUGUAUGCGAGACUUGGAGAUGACCAAAAGCCACAUAUACAAUCUGCCUCUAAUUUAUACGUGAUAUUACAAAAAUUUAGUCAGUUAGAAAUGUUUAGGUACUGAUACUCGCUUAAUAAACCUUGAAACAUCAUCUAUAGCUUUUUACAUGCAUUAUGUAACACCAGUACCUCGGGGUAGCAAAAUUACGCUCUGGAAGAUACACCUGUGUAUACGUAGCUGCUUUUUAAUUUCCAUUCUCUUUGAUCAUAUAGGUAAACGCUGUCCAUAUCAUAAUUACCAAAGUGAAUAUAAUGAAGCAUGAACAUUUUUGUUAUGGCCUUGAAGUAUUUUUUUAAUACAAAAAUAAAUAU
Molecule: messenger RNA, 1319 nt
Organism: Mizuhopecten yessoensis (Yesso scallop)
Lineage: Eukaryota; Metazoa; Mollusca; Bivalvia; Pectinida; Pectinidae
Product: ADP-sugar pyrophosphatase-like
Exons: 10
Coding region: 61-798 (245 amino acids)
Biological process (GO): nucleoside phosphate metabolic process; ribose phosphate metabolic process
Cellular component (GO): nucleus
Molecular function (GO): ADP-ribose diphosphatase activity
Source: RefSeq, a predicted model, not a curated record